GAUAAAUACGAAGUGAUUCGAUAAUAAUGUAACACAUGUUUCUUUGCGCAAUACCACGUCCAUCUGCAAUACACAACAAAUCAGUUCAGUUAAAUCAGUGUUCGUAACUAAAUGAAUAGAAAUAGUUAUUGUAAUUGUAUUGAAAUAUAAAUUUUAUAAUUUCUUUAUAGUCUAGUGAUAAAUAUUAAUUGAUAUAAGAAGACAACAGAUCUACAUAGAUACCAGAGAGGCAAAAAAUAAGAGAUAACUAAUCUAAUCUUUUAAAUAUUUCUUUAUGAGCAAAGGUCAUACGUAGUUUUAAGUAUUAUCAACAUGGAAAAGAACAAUGCAUUCUUACAAGUACACAUAGAAAGACCAGUUUAUGAACAAGAAACUUUAAAUGAAGAUUGUCAUUAUGAAAAACCAAAACCACUUGGUUUCCAAGAUGCAAUAUCUGACUUAAAACAUAGAAAUUGGAAAUCAUGUUUUACAUCUGUAAUCCCUUCGAUACAUUGGCUGAGAGAUUAUAAUUGGAAAGAAUGUAUAAUGCCUGAUAUAAUUUCUGGUUUAACUGUAGCAAUUAUGCAUAUUCCUCAAGGCAUGGCUUAUGCACUUUUGGGGAAUGUACCUCCAGUAGUUGGAAUAUAUAUGGCAUUCUUUCCUGUCUUGGUGUAUUUUCUCUUUGGCACGUCUAGGCAUGUGUCCAUGGGAACUUUUGCUGUGGUUUGCUUGAUGACUGGGAAAACUGUGGCAUCUUAUUCGGUAUCACACAUUGAUAUUACAAAUUCAAGUACUACAACUACAUUGUCCAAUUUGUCUGGAGAAUAUUAUUAUACACCAAUGCAAGUUGCAACAGCAGUGACACUCAUGGUUGGAAUAAUUCAGAUCAUAAUGUAUACGUUUCAUCUGGGCAUUAUAAGCACAUUGCUUAGUGAUCCAUUAGUAAAUAGUUUUACAACUGGUGCAGCAGUCUGUGUUUUGAUAUCUCAAAUUAAAGAUUUAUUUGGUUUGAAAAUUCCAAAACAAAAGGGAUAUUUCAAAUUCAUUUUUACAUUGAUCAAUAUUUUUAAAGAAAUACAAAAUACAAAUUUAACUGCUUUACUUAUAUCAUCAAUAACAAUUGUUGGCCUUGUACUUAACAAUGAAUUUUUAAAGCCAUGGGCAAGCAAAAAAUGCAGUAUUCCAAUUCCAAUUGAGUUGAUCGCAGUUGUGAGUGGAACUUUAGUUUCAAAAUAUUUUUGUUUUCCUACCAUGUAUAAUAUUCAAGUUGUGGGUAAUAUUCCUACAGGACUACCAACACCUACAGUUCCAACAUUUCAACUCUUACACUUAGUAGCAACAGAUAGUAUUGCUAUAACUAUGGUUUCUUAUACCAUUACCAUAUCAAUGGCUUUAAUAUUUGCACAAAAAUUAAAUUAUAAAAUUAAUUCAAACCAGGAACUUCUUGCUAUGGGUUUGAGUAACGUAGCAGGAUCCUUCUUUUCAUGUAUGCCAGUAUCAGCAUCUUUAAGUAGAUCUCUAAUUCAACAAACUGUUGGCGGUCGGACGCAAAUAGCUAGUCUUGUAUCAUGUACAAUAUUGCUUAUAAUUCUUUUAUGGAUUGGUCCAUUUUUCGAACCUUUACCAAGAUGCGUUCUCGCAUCAAUUAUUGUUGUAGCUUUAAAAGGAAUGUUUCAGCAAGCCAAUCAACUCAUAAAAUUCUGGAAAUUAAAUAAAUCUGACGCACUAAUUUGGAUUUUGACGUUCUUGACAGUCGUAAUAGUAAACAUCGAUAUUGGUUUGUUAGUUGGAAUGAUAAUAUCGCUUGCAAUUAUUUUAUUACAAAGUCUUAGACCUUAUAUCUGUUUAUUGGGAUACGUACCAAAUACAGAUUUGUAUUUGGAUAUGAGCAGAUUCAAAGCGGCAAUAGAAAUUCCUGGAAUAAAAAUUGUUCAUUAUUGUGGAACUCUGAACUUUGCAAACACCAGUCAUUUCAAAGCAGAAUUGUAUAGAUUAGUCGGAAUAAAUCCAACAAAAGUUAUAGAACAUAAAACUGAGUUAAGAGAAAAAGGAAUAUACAUGGAUACAGAAGAUUCAGAAGACAAACAAGAAUUAAGAUGUAUAAUAAUGGAUAUGAGCGCAUUAAGUUAUAUUGAUUCUAGCGGUGUAAUUGCACUAAAUUCAGUAAUGAGAGAAUUUCAACAAAUUGACGUACAUUUUUAUCUUGUAAAUUGUAGAACUCCGAUUUUUGAGACUAUAAAAAAAUGUGAUUUAUAUUUAUAUGGUACACUUACAUUUAAGAUUUUUGCAACUAUACAAGAUGCCAAAACAUAUUUAGAAAAAGAACUUUAUUCGAGGUAAUAUACGUAAAUCAUCAUACUUACAUACAAGUUACAUUGUACAUGACAAAUAUUAUAUAUUUUAAACAGCUACAAGUUAUUUAUAUAUAUAACGUUUAUAAGCAUAUAAUAUUAAAUCAAAUUCGAAUUUAUUCUGCAGAAUUUAUCAAAACAGAAGUUUAAACUAUUUUUUAUUUUCAUUACAUUUAGUCGUAUUUCGUACUUAUCAUAUCUCAGAAAAUAUUUUUAAUACCGAUUAAAUGCUUAGAACAAAUGAGAAUUAGUACUUAUUUGUUAACAACUGUCUCUGUAUAUUAUAAUUUUGUAAAUGAGUUUUUGCAAAAGCUGACAAAACAUGACAAUAAAAUUUGUGUCCAGCUUCUUAUACUUAGAUACUUAGAUACUUAAAGAUUCAACUUUACAGAGUAGUUUAUUGAAUUUUAAUAAAUUUAGCCAAAAAGUUAAAAUUACUAAAUUAGAAAAAAUGUCAUAUAUUCCAUAAUUGAAAAAACUUAUUUUUGGGAACAGAUUAAAAUGUAUUUUUCUGAUUAUUGUUUCACAACUUGUAAUUACAUAUUUCAUUUAUAUGCAUUGUACACAUAUGUACUCUGUGUGUGUGUGUGUGUGUGUGUGUGUGUGUGUGUGUGUGUAUACAAUUGCAUGAAUUGCGUUAAAUAUAUAUACUAUAUUUUUUCUAUAGAUGUACUUAUGGUUAUGUAAAACUUGUAUGUCAUAAUCAUAAAAUACAUGGAUUAUAUC
Messenger RNA from Frieseomelitta varia, 3056 nucleotides. Its product is annotated as solute carrier family 26 member 6-like. Bases 313 to 2319 code for a protein of 668 amino acids. The record is from RefSeq and is a predicted model, not a curated record. NCBI's taxonomy places the organism in Eukaryota, Metazoa, Arthropoda, Insecta, Hymenoptera, Apidae. Gene Ontology annotation, biological process: transmembrane transport. Gene Ontology annotation, molecular function: sulfate transmembrane transporter activity; bicarbonate transmembrane transporter activity; chloride transmembrane transporter activity. Gene Ontology annotation, cellular component: membrane. The transcript has 11 exons.